This is a messenger RNA of Impatiens glandulifera, 1038 nucleotides long. Its product is annotated as protein cornichon homolog 1. Gene Ontology annotation, biological process: vesicle-mediated transport. Lineage: Eukaryota; Viridiplantae; Streptophyta; Magnoliopsida; Ericales; Balsaminaceae. The coding region runs from base 299 to 739 and encodes 146 amino acids. The transcript has 4 exons. The record is from RefSeq and is a predicted model, not a curated record.
UUUAUUUAUAUUUUCUUCUUCUAAUUAUUUAUUAGGGUUUAGGGCAAGUGCAUAAAUAGAUAUGAUAGAAAUUAACUUUCUUUUCUUUUCUUGAUUACAAACUUCUUUCUUUCUUUUUUCUUUCUUUUUGGUUCCUUCUUGCUUCUUGGUCCACUUUUCUUCAUUUCUUUCAAUGAUUUCUUCUUCUUCUUCUACUUAUAAAUUAUAAUAUAUCUUUCUACUACACGAGCAUCCUCCAUCAUCAUCAUCAUCGGCUUGCUUAAUACUCAGUACUCUUGAUCCCAUAUCAUCUUCCAGAAUGGCUUGGGAAGUCUUGUUGUGGACAAUCUUCUUCCUUUUCACUAUGACCCUCAUCGCCUUGAAUGUCUACCAGAUGGUGUGUUUAUCAGACUUGGAAUCUGACUAUAUGAACCCAUAUGAAGCAUCAACUCGGAUUAAUUCUGUCAUUCUCCCUGAGUUUGUCGUCCAAACAGUAUUUUGCAUAUUGUUUCUUGUCACAGGGCAUUGGAUCAUGUUCUUGCUUUUGCUUCCAAUUACUUCCUAUAGUACAAAUCUGUUCUUAAAGAGACAACACCUUAUUGAUGUAACUGAAGUUUUUAGGAGUCUGCAAUCUCAGAAUAAGUAUCGAUACAUCAAGCUGAGCUUUUACCUUGUAAUGCUAUUGAUAGUGUUUGUCAGGCUAGUCAUAUACGUUAUAAACUAUCUAAUAGAUGAAGUUGAUGACGAAUCAUGGUUCUGAUGCAUCAAAGAAGACGGAUCUAAUUGGGUUUGCUACCAUCAUCCAUGUAGAUUAGGUUCCUUGAAUUCGAGAAAGGAAGUACAUCAAAGGCAUGCAUGGUUUGCUGAUAAUUAUGGAGAACUAUCUUCUUCAUUGUGAUUAAGUAGAGGAAAUAGAUAGCCUAGUUUUUUUUGUUUUUUUUUAAGUAGAGGAAAUAGCCAUUUUUAUUUUCUUCUCUCCUUAAAAGCACAUAAAGUAUGACACUGAACCAUUUGUAAUCUUUCUUGUUGAUUGUGUUCAAUGCUGUUGGUUUGUUUUGA